UUAAAUAAUACAUAUAUAUAUAUAUAUAUGUUUUUUUUUUUUUUUUAAACAAAAUCAGGGCCGUAGACCUUCCAUAGAAAGAGCCUCCACUUCAUUUGCUUUUUGCCUACAGUUUCAUUGUUUUUAGGCCAAACCUUCUUAAUAUUUGGGGUUCAAUUGGAUGCCAGUUCGGUUUUGUUGGCGAGGAGUGUUUUGCUUUUCUCUCUUGUCGUUAGAUUUUUAGAUUUUUUUCUUUUUUAUUUUUCCUUCUCCUUUUUGUUGCAUAUUAUUAGGGUUUGAUAUUGUAGCUAGGGUUUCGAAUUUCUUUUUGGUUGCGGAGGAUGGAGCCUCGUGUUGGGGGUAAGUUUCGGCUUGGACGAAAGAUCGGUAGCGGCUCGUUUGGGGAGAUCUAUCUCGGUACCAAUUUUCAGACUAAUGAAGAAGUUGCAAUUAAGCUUGAAAAUGUCAAGACAAAGCAUCCUCAGUUGCUGUAUGAAUCAAAGUUAUACAGGAUCCUUCAGGGCGGAACUGGGAUCCCUAAUGUGAGAUGGUUUGGAGUCGAAGGAGAUUACAAUGUUUUGGUGAUGGAUUUGCUUGGUCCUAGUCUUGAAGAUCUGUUUAACUUCUGUAGUAGGAAACUUUCUUUGAAGUCCGUUCUUAUGCUUGCAGAUCAAAUGGUAGGUAUGGUUGAGUUUUUCUAUGUUUUAUUUGCUUGUGUAGUUUUAGUUGAAACAUCAACCUUUUGGAUUAUUGACUUUUUUUCAUUUCAGAUCAAUCGUGUUGAAUUUGUCCAUUCGAAAUCAUUUCUACAUCGCGAUAUCAAGCCAGACAAUUUUCUUAUGGGUCUUGGAAGGCGUGCAAAUCAGGUCUACAUUAUUGACUUUGGUCUGGCUAAGAAAUAUAGAGACAGUUCAACCCAUCAACAUAUUCCUUACAGGGAAAACAAAAAUUUGACUGGAACUGCAAGAUAUGCAAGCAUGAACACUCACCUAGGGAUUGAGCAAAGCCGGAGAGAUGAUUUAGAAUCUCUUGGAUAUGUCCUUAUGUACUUCCUAAGAGGAAGCCUUCCUUGGCAGGGACUAAAAGCAGGAACAAAGAAACAAAAGUAUGAGAAAAUCAGUGAAAAGAAAGUUUCUACUUCGAUUGAGGCCCUCUGUCGUGGCUAUCCAUCUGAAUUUGCAUCAUAUUUCCAUUACUGUCGCUCGUUACGAUUCGAUGAUAAGCCAGAUUAUGCCUAUCUGAAAAGAAUAUUCCGUGACCUCUUUAUUCGUGAAGGUUUCCAGUUUGAUUAUGUGUUUGACUGGACAAUUUUGAAGUAUCAGCAAUCGCAGCUGGCCACUCCUCCGACACGUGCACUUGGUCCUGGUGCAGGAACUAGUUCUGGAAUUCCCCUUGCUGCUGCAACUGCUGACAGGCAGACAGGUGAGGAAGAAGGCCGACCUGUUGGUUUAACUUCAACAGAUACCUCUCGACGGAGAGUAUCAGGACCAAUCUUGAAUUCCGGAAGCUUUUUGAAGCAGAAGAAUCCAGUGGCUAAUGAUUCUUCAAUUGCUAAAGAUGCUCUGUUGUCAAAUGCCAAUAUUUUGGGCCGAUCAAGUGGAUCAUCAAGGCGGGCUGCUGUUUCUAGCAGUCGUGAUGCAUUUGCUGGAAGUGAUUCUGAUCCCCAUCGCACUCGCACUGCUGAUGCAAGUCCUGGAGCAGCUUACAGAGUCUCAAGUGGGCAAAGAAGUUCGCCUGUUGGAUCUUCAGACCCCAAGCGAUCAUCAUCUGCAAGACAUACCUCACAUAUAAGGAACUAUGAUGGUGCGCUCAAAGGCAUUGAAAGUCUACAGUUAGACAAUGAGGAGAAGGUUUGCCAUUGAACUCUGUUGUAGGUCAUACUAUGUUUGUGUGCUUCUGUUUCUGAAGGAUGUUAUAUAAUUUAACAACUGGAAUUCUGGGUGUGAAUCUUUGCAGUUAUAGCUUAAAGCAGGUUGAGUACAUCAAGGAGAAAAACCUAAAUUUUAACGACCUAAAUCAGGGCAAUGUGGCCUACAAUAGUUUGAUGUUCCCAAAAAAAAAAAAAAAAAAAAAAAAAAUGUAGUUGGUGUGUUACAGUGUUGGUUUGGCAAUGUUGUUUGCACUCGCAGGUUUAAUCUUUGCUGGCACUGUAGAUUGGCCAUGUAUUCAUAUCUUUUAAUUCCUAACAAUUUUCACUUUAUUUUGAGCAAAAGCGGUGGUAUCAUGUACCAGGAAGGGUAUGGAAGGCUUACGUAUUAUAUGCAAUGCUGCAUACGAAUUGAGUUGAAUUAUUAUACUAAUAAUUCAAUUUCCAAAUAGAUGAACUGUUUUUAACUUGAAUUGCGUUGUGUUUUAUUUUAUUUUAUUUUUAUUUUUUUUAACUGUAAAUUUUAAAGGAUAUAGAACCCGAAGUUCCUUAACAUCUGAACUUUAUGGAUUUCAUUCUUCUA
Messenger RNA from Ziziphus jujuba (common jujube), 2429 nucleotides. RefSeq names its product casein kinase 1-like protein 1. Gene Ontology annotation, molecular function: ATP binding; protein serine/threonine kinase activity. The transcript is spliced from 13 exons. The record is from RefSeq and is a predicted model, not a curated record. The coding region runs from base 321 to 1841 and encodes 506 amino acids. Gene Ontology annotation, biological process: signal transduction; endocytosis; peptidyl-serine phosphorylation. Gene Ontology annotation, cellular component: cytoplasm; nucleus. NCBI's taxonomy places the organism in Eukaryota, Viridiplantae, Streptophyta, Magnoliopsida, Rosales, Rhamnaceae.